AUGCUCGCCCCCCGCCCCACCAUCUCGCCAGCCUUCAAGAAGAAUACUUCGCUAGCCACACCCGGGCUCUCGACAUUGUCAGAUGACGCACGGUCUCAAAAUGUGCCCGAAUGGUACGUGGACCUCAAGGAGAGGCGUUGGUGCAAUACCAUGUCUGUGCAGGCGUUCGGGGGCCGAGUGUUGUCUCCCGAGACUCGCGCUGCGAUGAAGAGAUGGGAGGACAUGGAGGAGGAUAUGUUCUGGACCGGGUGGACUCAGGCUGUGGACGAGGUGCAAGCGGAUGAUGUAGAUGAUGAUGCUGAGGUGAUCAAUGAACAGGAGCAGAAGACCAGGGAAGUAUGUGCAGAAAUAGAUGGAGGAGAGCAUUGGUUAAACGAGCAGCUGCCGGCGGAGCAGCGCGAUGCGUGGUUGCGGGUUUUCAAGAUGUUCGAUGAUGCAUGGCACGAGGUGGAGGCGGAAGGGGCAAAAACCGAGGUUGAGGUAGCAGUACCUGAAUCGGAGGAGCUCCCGGUUUUCUCACAGGAACAGACCUACCAGCUGCUAACGAAGACCAUAGAAAUCGAGCACCAGAAGCCAUGGCUGAACAAACAACUGCCGGUGGAGCAGCGCGAGGCCUGGUCGCGAGUUUUUGAUAUAUUCGACGACGCGCGAAGGGAACUGGAGGGAGGUCAGAGGGUUCAAGGCGGAUGGAGUCGACAGAGCAAUCGAGAACAAAUCGGCGCCACACAUAUGUGCUAG
This is a messenger RNA of Heterobasidion irregulare TC 32-1, 738 nucleotides long. RefSeq lists its product as uncharacterized. Bases 1 to 738 code for a protein of 245 amino acids. NCBI's taxonomy places the organism in Eukaryota, Fungi, Basidiomycota, Agaricomycetes, Russulales, Bondarzewiaceae. The record is from RefSeq and is a predicted model, not a curated record. The transcript is spliced from 3 exons.